This is a messenger RNA of Cryptomeria japonica (Japanese cedar), 1402 nucleotides long. RefSeq names its product tetraspanin-8. The record is from RefSeq and is a predicted model, not a curated record. The transcript has 2 exons. The coding region runs from base 300 to 1115 and encodes 271 amino acids. Lineage: Eukaryota; Viridiplantae; Streptophyta; Pinopsida; Cupressales; Cupressaceae. Gene Ontology annotation, biological process: auxin-activated signaling pathway. Gene Ontology annotation, cellular component: plasma membrane; plasmodesma.
CACAAUCCCCAAAGGCUACAACCAAACAAGCCCAGACAAAGGCUAUUUCUACGCGGUUUCCACAGUUAAAAUAAACUUAUUAUCAAGCAAUAAUGAUGUUGAACACGCUUCGCUUCCUCUCCCUCUCUGCUAGUCGGUUACCAAACCCGGCAAAUCGUUUCCAAAACGGCCAUUUGGGAUCUGAGAAGCUUCGUCCCUCUUUCUUGGCUCACUUACUUGACCCUUUUUAAACGCCUGCCCCUCACACACUCCUUAUUCAAUCGGCUUCCCUCUUUCUGGAAAAUCUGAGGUGAAGAAAGAUGGUGAGGUUCAGUAACAACCUGAUCGGCAUUCUGAACAUACUGACGCUUCUGCUCUCUAUUCCCAUAAUCGGUGGCGGAAUAUGGCUGUCCAAUAGAGGCAGUACGGACUGUGAGAAGUUUCUUCAAAAGCCUGUCAUUGCCCUCGGCUUCUUCAUCUUGCUCGUCUCCAUUGCUGGCCUGGUGGGCGCCUGCUGCAAGAACUCUCUGCUUCUCUGGAUAUACCUGGCCGUCAUGUUUAUUCUCAUUGUGCUCUUGUUCUGCUUCACUAUCUUCGCCUUUGUUGUCACCAACAAGGGCGUCGGGCAGGUGGUAGGAAACAGAGGGUAUAAGGAAUACAAGCUGGGGGAUUAUUCACAUUGGCUGCAGAAGCGAGUCAAUAAGGCUUCGAAUUGGAAAAAGAUCAGGAGCUGCGUUUACGAUGCCAAGAUUUGCCAGAACCUCGGAAAGGAUGACGCCGGCAUUUUAGAAAAUGACUUUUACAAUAAACAUCUUACACCGAUUCAGUCUGGAUGUUGCAAGCCCCCAUCAGUGUGCAAUUUCGCAUUUGUUAAUGCAACUGUCUGGAAUGGAAACCCUAAUGGCACUACUGAUUCCGACUGUUACAGCUGGAGCAACAACCAGGACCAGCUAUGUUAUGACUGUAAAUCCUGCAAGGCUGGCGUGCUUGCCAACUUGAAGAAUGACUGGCGCAAGAUUGCAAUUCUCAACAUUAUCAUGCUCAUCUUUUUGAUUAUUGUCUACACAGUUGGGUGCUGUGCAUUCAGAAACAACAGGACGGACAAUGGUGUCUUUGGCUACAAGGCUGGUGCUUAGGGUUUCAUUGUUUCAGAUUUAGAAGGAAGAAAGAUCUGGGGAUUCCCCUGUGGAUUGUUUGUGUUUUUUACUGGUACUGUACAGCCUAGUGCAUACUGAUUAAUUCUUUUUUUCACUAGUUCAGCCUUUUAUAGGGAGAUUCAGAACUUAUCUUUUGUAUGAGACAUAAAUUGACUUAUAUUGACUUAUAUGAUUAUCACUCCAGACAUAUAUUGACUGAUAAAAGUUUGGCCUUUCCUUGUAAAUGAUUCACUUGACCAUUGAAAUGUGGCUUCACUUUACUUUCA